Messenger RNA from Ictidomys tridecemlineatus (thirteen-lined ground squirrel), 2965 nucleotides. RefSeq names its product LIM domain and actin binding 1 (gene Lima1). Lineage: Eukaryota; Metazoa; Chordata; Mammalia; Rodentia; Sciuridae. The record is from RefSeq and is a predicted model, not a curated record.
GUUUGUCCUUUCUUUCUUCAUUGAAAGCCUGGGGAGUCACAGACUACAGGAAUGGAGAGUAAGAAGAACACGGAAAAUCUCCCCCAGCACUUUAGAAGGGGGACACUGACUGUGUUAAAGAAGAAGUGGGAGAAUCCAGUACCGGGAGCAGAGUCGCACACAGACCCUCUGCGAAACAGCAGCACUGAGGUUAGACACAGAGUCACCCAUCCUCCUGUUGAAGUGACAAGCAGCUCUGCUUCUGGAGUUGACCACGAGGAACAAUCCCAGUCCAGACGCAGAUUUGGAUCACGUCCUGAAACCCUUACUCAGCGCCGAUAUCCCGGCACUGAAGACAGUGAGGAUCUUAAAGACCGCACAACAGAAAGCAAAAAAAUGGAAAAUUGUCUGGGAGAGUCCAGGCAUGAAAUAGAGAGAUCUGAAGUCAGUGAAAACAUAGAAACUUCAGGCAAAAUAGAGAAAUACAAUGUUCCACUGAACAGGCUUAAGAUGAUGUUUGAGAAAGGUGAACCAACUCAAACCAAGAUUCUUUGGGCCCAAAGCCGAAAUACAGGUGGAAGGAGGAUCUCUGAAAACAGCUAUUCUUUGGAUGACUUGGAAAUAGGUCCAGGUCAGUUGUCAUCCUCUGCAUUCAACUCAGAGAAAAAUGAAAGUAAGCGAAACCUGGAACUCCCACGCCUCUCAGAAACCUCCAUAAAGGAUCGAAUGGCCAAGUACCAGGCGGCUGUGUCCAAACAAAGUAGUUCAACCAACUAUACAAAUGAGUUGAAAACCAGUGGUGGUGAAAUCAAAACUCAUAAAUUGGAACAAAAGGAGAAUGUGCCCCCAGGUCCUGAGGUCUGCGUCUCCCAUCAGGAGGGAGAAAAGGCUUCUACAACUGAGAAUAGCCUGACAGUCCAUUCCACCCCUGCCGAAGAUGACUCUCGUAAACAUUUGCCUUUAGCUCUUGAAGCAGGUAAUGCCCAGGUUAAGAGUGAGGCCCAGCAGCCGGUGUCCACCAAAUCACUGAGUCCUGAUGCCAGAGCCUCCAACCUUUCUGAAAAUUCUCCUCCGAAAGCAGUGAAGAAGUUUCAGGCACCUGCAAGAGAGACCUGCGUGGAAUGUCAGAAAACAGUCUACCCAAUGGAGCGUCUCUUGGCCAAUCAGCAGGUGUUUCACAUCAGCUGCUUCCGUUGUUCUUACUGCAACAACAAACUUAGUCUAGGAACAUAUGCAUCUCUGCAUGGGAGAAUCUAUUGUAAACCUCACUUCAACCAACUCUUUAAAUCUAAAGGUAACUAUGAUGAAGGCUUUGGGCACAGACCACACAAGGAUCUAUGGGCAAGCAAAAAUGAAAAUGAAGAGACUUUGGAGAGAUCAAACCAGCUUCUGAAUGCAGGGGAGACCCCUCAGAGCUCAGGAGUAGAAGAUGCCCCCAUUGCAAAGGUGGGUGUGCUGGCUGCAAGUAUGGAAGCCAAGGCCUCCUCUCAGCGAGAAAAGGAAGACAAGCCAGCUGAAACCAAGAAGUUGAGAAUCGCCUGGCCACCCCCAUCUGAACUUGGCAGUUCAGGAAGUGCCUUGGAGGAAGGGAUCAAAGUGUCUAAGCCCAAAUGGCCUCCAGAGGAUGAAAUCAGCAAGCCCGAAACUCCUGAGGAUGUAGAUCUGGAUCUGAAGAAGCUGAGGAGAUCUUCUUCAUUGAAGGAAAGAAGCCGCCCAUUCACUGUUGCAGCUUCAUUUCGAACAUCUUCUGUCAAGAGCCCAAAAGCUUUGUCCCCACCUAUCAGGAAAGGUUGGAGCAUGUCUGAGCAGAGCGAGGAGUUUGCAGGAGAGAUAGUACCAGAAAGGAAACAAGUGGAAAAUGCCUGGGUCUCAGAGAAGAAUGGGAAUGUGGGAAAAAUGGCCUGGCAAAACAAGGAAUCUAAAGGAGAAGAGGCAGAGAGAAGAAAGGAAAUUAAUAGUUUUGAGAUGGGGAGUGAGAAUCUCAUAGAAAAUGGUGCAAACAUAGAUGAAGAUGACAACAACCUCCUCAAACACCAGUCUCCACCAGAAUCCAAGUCUCCAAAUAGGUCCAGCUUUGUAGAUGACACCUCCACUAAAGAAUUUGCUACUCAGAAUCAGAAAUUCCAGGAUGUGGAAUUCUGGGAGGGAGAAGAAGUGCAAGAGCUGUCUGUGGAAGAACAGAUAAAGAGAAAUCGGUACUACGAUGAGGAUGAAGAUGAGGUUGAGGAUGAAGAAUGACAAAUUGCAUUGGUGUUAGGCCUUAAAUUCAUGUUAGUGUUAGUGAGCCACUGCCCUUUAUCAAAGUGAUGCACAGAAACAGGUAUUGGAUUAUGAAAUGACAUUUAUGUUAAAGCAACUUUGGAAAUGAAUUUCUGCUACCAAAAAAAAAAAAAUCCCAUACUACUGCUUAAGUGAACCAGUUAUAAACACUAGAAAUAACAUUACUUAAAUCUUUCAUUUUAAUAGUGACAAAAUGCAUAAAUGCUUAUAAGCAGGGAAAUAUUCCAAGUGAUCUAGUCCAAAUUCCAUUGUAUUACCAAAUGGCAAUAUUAAAGUAAAUGGAUGAUUAGUAUACAUUUUACACUACAAAUCCUAUUGUGGAAUUAGAGAAUAUACAGAAGGAAUUUAGGGACUGACAUGUUAUGAUUAAAUGCACUUUAGCAUAAAGGGCGUAGUUGUAUAUUUUUAACAAUUAUCAAUUUUUUAGUAUCUACUAUUAAGAGAUCAAACAUUUAGUCUUUUUUUUAAAUUAGGUUAAUUUUCUUAUUCUCAUAUAUAUGUGGGGAAUUUUUUGCUUUACAUCUUGCUCUAAAUCUGGAAUUGAAUUAUUGAGGUACAAUACAGCCAUCUUUUCAGAGCACCUUUUGAGACUAAUAAAGAACCAACCUACAUGCUUUGGUGCCUGGAGAGAUCCACUGUCUCCAAAUAAGCUAUGUAUUUGCCAAUGAGUUUGAUUACAUCCCAAGUGAUUGCUUUUUUUUUUUUU